Hirundo rustica (Barn swallow) is the source of this 2603-nucleotide messenger RNA. RefSeq names its product phosphoribosyl pyrophosphate synthetase associated protein 1 (gene PRPSAP1). The record is from RefSeq and is a predicted model, not a curated record. NCBI's taxonomy places the organism in Eukaryota, Metazoa, Chordata, Aves, Passeriformes, Hirundinidae. The transcript has 10 exons. The coding region runs from base 521 to 1672 and encodes 383 amino acids. Gene Ontology annotation, molecular function: magnesium ion binding; ribose phosphate diphosphokinase activity. Gene Ontology annotation, biological process: purine nucleotide biosynthetic process; 5-phosphoribose 1-diphosphate biosynthetic process. Gene Ontology annotation, cellular component: ribose phosphate diphosphokinase complex; cytoplasm.
UCCCGCGGAGAAGAUGGCGGCGGAGGGAGCGGCGCUCUGGCCGGGUGGCAGAACUCGCUCGGCUGGGUGAGGGGAACGGGAUGGGACCGUCCGCCCCAAAGACCUCUCCCUUCUCAAGGAACUCCCUACCCCGCCACGGAGACCUCGGUCCAGCCCUGCUGCAUCACAAGGAGCCCCCCCAGCCUUCCUCCCUCUGCUCACCCGCACCUUCUCCAGCCAAGGGAGCCCCUCUCCGCCUUGCUACCCCUCCUCAUUUUGGGGUCAUCUCUCCCCUGUUGCAUGACGGACCACUGAGUGGGCGUGGGGUGGGGUUAUCUGUUGCCUGUCUACCCUUCUACUCCCCAAGGCAGCUGCUGCUCCAUUUUAUUUUAAUAAUCACGAUUUCCACCUCCUUUUCAUACUUUGCCGCAGGAACGGACCCGCAAGUCCAUAGGUGGCGGAAGGGUCCCCACCCUCCUCUUCCCCCUCCUCCUCCCCACCCCUUAAGGGGCGGUGAUCGCGGCGGAGAGGAAAGAAAAGGAUGCCACGGAAGCUGUUGUUGCCUUACAAAUCUGUUUUUUCUCACUUUCGAGCUCCUCGGGGGUUGCAUGACUCUUUGGCGAUGAACGCGGCCAGAAGUGGCUACCGGGUCUUCUCGGCCAAUUCUACCGCAGCCUCCACCGAGCUGGCGAAGAAGAUCACGGAGCGUCUUGGUGCUGAGCUGGGGAAAUCUGUGGUGUACCAGGAAACCAAUGGAGAAACAAGAGUUGAAAUAAAAGAGUCUGUCCGUGGACAGGAUAUCUUCAUCAUACAGACAAUCCCCAGAGAUGUGAAUACUGCUGUCAUGGAGCUGCUGAUCAUGGCCUAUGCACUGAAGACUUCCUGUGCCAGGAACAUCAUUGGGGUCAUCCCUUACUUCCCCUACAGCAAACAGAGCAAAAUGAGGAAGAGGGGCUCCAUAGUGUGCAAGCUGCUGGCUUCAAUGCUUGCCAAGGCAGGUUUAACACACAUUAUCACUAUGGACCUUCAUCAAAAGGAAAUCCAAGGCUUCUUCAGCUUUCCAGUAGACAACCUGAGAGCAUCCCCUUUCUUGCUUCAGUAUAUACAGGAAGAAAUUCCAGAUUACAGAAAUGCAGUUAUUGUAGCCAAAUCUCCUGGUGCUGCUAAAAGGGCUCAGUCUUACGCCGAGAGGCUGCGGCUGGGGCUGGCAGUGAUCCAUGGAGAGGCUCAGUGCACAGAGCAGGACAUGGAUGACGGGCGUCACUCCCCUCCAAUGCUCAAAAAUGCAACUGUGCAUCCUGGCCUGGAGCUGCCGUUGAUGAUGGCCAAGGAGAAACCGCCAAUAACUGUGGUUGGAGAUGUUGGAGGAAGAAUUGCCAUCAUUGUGGAUGACAUCAUCGAUGAUGUGGAAAGCUUUGUAGCUGCUGCAGAGAUCCUGAAAGAGCGUGGAGCCUACAAGAUUUUUGUGAUGGCUACUCAUGGGCUCCUGUCAGCAGAUGCUCCCCGUCUCAUAGAGGAAUCCUCCAUUGAUGAGGUGGUAGUGACCAACACUGUUCCUCACGAGGUGCAGAAGCUGCAGUGCCCCAAGAUAAAGACUGUGGAUAUCAGUUUGAUCCUCUCGGAAGCCAUCCGGCGAAUCCACAACGGCGAGUCCAUGGCCUAUCUCUUCCGCAACAUCACUGUCGACGACUAGACCUGAGCCUGCCCCCAUCCUGGAUUCCACAAGAGGAGGAAAUCUGCAUGGAAAGGCAAUACCAUAAAACAUAGGCAUAACACAACUGUUUAUUUUUGUAGGAGCGUUGAGGUUUUCAGGGUCUUGAGCCAUGAGAUCUAAUAGAAAAAGAAUCAACUUGACCAGCACUUUACAAGUGAACAGAAGGGGCCACUGGCAGUGGGAGGGAUUACACCUUAAUUAAGAGAGAUGGAGAAAUGAGGUGAUGUUGAAUUUUUAAGUUCCUUUAAUGAUUUUUUUUUUUUUUUUAGUGUGUUAUUUGUUGCCCUUUAGGGGCAGAACAAAAAGCUAAACAGAAGUAGCUGUCAGCUUGUGAGAAGGGAACAGAGACUGUUCAUGGCUGUGUGGGCAACGAGAGCAGCCUUUGGUGUUGUUUCUGCCUGUAUCUUGCCCCAGAGCACGGAAGGGAACGUUCAGGCUGUGCUGCUGGCAGAGCUGAGCCAACAGCAGCUCCGUGCCAGCUCAGUGGCCUCUCCUCUCCUGCACAGCAGAGCAGGGACUUUCAGCAAAACUAAGUUAGCGGAACAUCCUGAAAGGACAGCUUAGGGCAACCCAUUGGCAGGGCUGCUCCCAUCCCUGGGUCAGGGAGCUGGGAACAGGCUCACGUGUGUGUCCCAGCAGAGCAGGGAGUGCUAGUUAAUGUGUUGGCCUUUUCAUUUUGCGAGCUUUGGAUCAUUUUUGCUCUUCAGUGACGAGUCACGUGAGGGUCUUGGUCCUCACUGGAACACUCGUCUGCACUGCAAAACCAGGCACAAUUUUUGGAGUUGCCUGGACCUGAGUUUGUGGCAGAGUCAUGUGGGGAAGGGAAGUUGGAACAAUAUCUGCUUCUAAUGCAGCUGUGCUCUCCAAAACACUAACACUGAACCUGCAAUAAAAAGUGUAAGAUUUUUCA